AUGGUCAAAGUUGUCAUCUGUGGAGCCGCUGGCGGUAUCGGUCAACCCCUUUCUCUUCUCCUGAAGCAAUCGGAGCUGAUUACACACUUAGCACUGUACGAUGUCGUGAAUGCGCCCGGUGUUGCUGCUGAUCUGUCGCACAUCAACACCCGUUCCACGGUUUCGGGACAUGGCAAGGAGGAAAUGGACGAGGCCUUGAAGGAUGCGCAUACCGUCGUCAUUCCUGCUGGUGUUCCUCGCAAGCCUGGUAUGUCCAGAGACGAUCUCUUCAAGAUCAACGCUGGAAUUGUCCGCGAUCUCGCUAUGGGAGUGGCCAAGAACUGUCCCAGCGCUCAUGUCCUUGUGAUCUCGAACCCGGUUAACUCGACAGUUCCUAUUGUCUGCGAGGUUCUCAAGCAGCACGGCGUCUUUAACCCUAAAAAGGUCUUUGGCAUCAGCACGUUGGAUGUUGUUCGCUCGUCCAGAUUCGUAUAUGAAUUCAACAAGUCGCUUGAUCCCCAGAAGACCAGGGUCACUGUCAUUGGCGGUCACAGCGGCGUGACAAUCGUGCCGGUACUGUCGCAGGUUCCCGGCCAGGCCUUCACAAAGGAUCAGAUCGAUGCUCUGACACACCGCAUUCAGUAUGGAGGUGACGAGGUCGUGAAGGCCAAGGAUGGCGCCGGGUCUGCAACCUUGUCGAUGGCAUAUGCAGGUGCUCGAUUCACGAACACGAUUCUCCAGGCGACUGUUGCGGGCAAGACAGGACUGGUUGAAUCGACCUAUGUGAAUCUGGCAGCCGAUCCCGAAAGUACGGCCGCGUUUAAGGCUCAAACACAUCUGGAGUACUUUGCGCAGGAUGUCGAGUUUGGACGGGAUGGCGCGUCGAAGAUUCAUUCUCUACCUACGCUUUCGGCGUAUGAGCAAGGGUUGUUGGAUGCGGCGGUGCCGGAGUUGAAGGCCAAUAUCAACAAGGGUACUGCGUUCAUUACGGACUCGAAGAUCUGA
Gamsiella multidivaricata is the source of this 984-nucleotide messenger RNA. RefSeq names its product malate dehydrogenase, NAD-dependent. Gene Ontology annotation, biological process: tricarboxylic acid cycle; carboxylic acid metabolic process. The record is from RefSeq and is a predicted model, not a curated record. Gene Ontology annotation, molecular function: L-malate dehydrogenase (NAD+) activity. Gene Ontology annotation, cellular component: cytoplasm. NCBI's taxonomy places the organism in Eukaryota, Fungi, Mortierellomycota, Mortierellomycetes, Mortierellales, Mortierellaceae. The transcript is spliced from 5 exons. Bases 1 to 984 code for a protein of 327 amino acids.